This is a messenger RNA of Loxodonta africana (African savanna elephant), 7619 nucleotides long. It is a transcript of the gene DEDD2, whose product is annotated as death effector domain containing 2. Gene Ontology annotation, molecular function: DNA binding; protein binding. Gene Ontology annotation, cellular component: nucleolus. The transcript has 7 exons. Gene Ontology annotation, biological process: apoptotic process; regulation of apoptotic process; extrinsic apoptotic signaling pathway via death domain receptors. Lineage: Eukaryota; Metazoa; Chordata; Mammalia; Proboscidea; Elephantidae. Bases 565 to 1587 code for a protein of 340 amino acids. The record is from RefSeq and is a predicted model, not a curated record.
GCAAAUGUACCCGGAGGGUCGGGGCUCGGGGAGUGGAGAUGCGCCUGCGCAGUUCUCCCGGGCCGUUCCCUACCUGCCAAGUCUGGAAGUUACAUAGACAGAAGUGGGCACCUUUGGAGUGCUAGGGCGCAUGGAGUGGACCGAACUGCGGGAGACCUUGACGGACGUGUCAUUUCACAGUUGGAGAGACAGAUUUCCUGAGAGCACAGUUUUGGAGCCAGAUAUCCUUGGGAUACUUCCCUUCUCUGGGCUUCAGCUUUACUCGUCAGUAAAAUGGGCUUGAAUCACAUCCAUCUGAAAAGCUGUUGAGGAGUUGAGAUCACACACGUAUAAGCGCUCAGCACAGGGCCUGAUACACCAUGAACGGGGAAACUGAGGCCAAGACAGGGAAGGGGACUCUCGCAAGCUCACUGCUGCAGCCAAGGGAGAGCAACCAGAGCCAGUGCCAGGACCCGCGUCUUCUACCUCUCGGGGUUAGAUGACUCCGGGGGUGGGAACUGAUCCGAGGAGGAGACUUGUUGUAAGGCCUGAGUUCCGUGCUUGUUCCCGUCCCCUCCCCCGGGUAUGGAGCUGCCCGGGCCGACCCCGGUCCCGAGUUGGGAAGAGGAUGAGUGUCUGGACUACUAUGGGAUGCUGUCGCUGCACCGCAUGUUCGAGGUGGUGGGCGGGCAGCUGACCGAGUGCGAGCUGGAGCUGCUGGCCUUUCUGCUGGACGAGGCUCCUGGCGCCGCCGGUGGCCUGUCCUGCGCGCGCAGCGGCCUGGAGCUGCUGCUGGAGCUGGAGCGCCGCGGCCAGUGCGACGAGAGCAACCUGCGACUGCUGAGGCACCUCCUGCGCGUGCUGGCCCGCCACGAUCUGCUGCCGCACCUGGCACGCAAGAGGCGCCGGCCAGUGUCUCCAGAACGAUACAGCUACGGCACCUCCAGCUCUUCAAAGAGGACAGAGAGCAGCUGCCGUCGUCGCCGCUGCCGCCGCCGCCGCCGCCAGUCAAACAGUUCUUCAGAUUCUCAGCAGGGCCAGUGGGAGACAGGCUCUCCCCCAACCAAGCGGCAGCGGCGGAGUCGGGGCCGGCCCAGUGGUGGUGCCAGACGGCGGCGGAGAGGGCCGCCAGCUGCCUCCCAAGAGCAGCGAGAGCCGGCCCAGCCCACCUCAGAAGGCAAAGUGACCUGUGAUGGGAAAACUGAGGCUCAGACAGACAUCCGGCUCCGGGUGCGAGCAGAGUACUGUGAGCACGGGCCAGCCCUGGAGCAGGGUGUGGCGUCCCGGAGGCCCCAGGCGCUGGCGCGGCAGCUGGAUGUGUUUGGGCAGGCCACCGCAGUGCUGCGCUCACGGGACCUGGGCUCUGUGGUGUGUGACAUCAAGUUCUCGGAGCUCUCCUAUCUGGACGCCUUCUGGGGUGACUACCUGAGUGGCGCCCUGCUGCAGGCCCUGCGGGGCGUGUUCCUGACUGAGGCCCUGCGCGAGGCUGUGGGCCGGGAGGCGGUCCGCCUGCUGGUCAGCGUGGACGAGGCCGACUAUGAGGCUGGUCGGCGCCGCCUGUUGCUGAUGGAGGAGGAGGGGGGGCGGCGCCCAACCCAGGCCUCCUGAUGCUGGAUUUGGCAAGACCAAUCCCACCUCCUAGCCUCCGGGCCACCUUCUCCCAGAGGACCAUCUGCCCCUAGAGGACUGUCACUCCAGCAGCUGUGAGGACAGCUGACAGGACAGCCGGGCCUCUUGACAGCCCCUCCCACAGGAUGUGGGCUCUGAGGCCUCCACCACUUCCAGUUGAGUUUCCUUCCCAUCCUCUCCCUGCCCCCCACCAGGUGUGUUUCCUCAGCCUCUGGAGGCCAGGGGCACAGGCAUGCAGAUCAACGCAGGGAAGGAGGCAUAGCCACACACUCACCAAAGGCCCCCGCACAUGUGGAUCCCCACCUUGGGCUAUCUGCACACACACUGCCCCUCUGCAGCCUCCCUGGGCUCUGCCCUGGCCUCCCCCAUACAGUUCUUUGGCCUAAGGGCUUCUCUCUCAGGAUCUCUGAUUUUACCGCCCUGACCCUGGGCACCGGCACUGGGGUGCACACAGGGCUGCCUCACCUUGCCCACACAUUUCUAGCCAGCCGGGGCCCUGCCUGCCUUCCACACACAAACCUGGCCCUCCUGCCUCCUCUGGUUCCUCAGAGCUAGACCCAGAUGUGUUGCAGCAGCAUCAGACCAAGGUCUGCUGCUGCCCUUGGGGCCAGGAUCAGAAAACAAUUGCCUUCUCAAGAAAGGAAGGCAAAGCUCGGGGACUGAUGGGAAAGGCCUUUAACAAAUGGCACCAAUAAAACUGUCCUGGAAGGGGCAUAAUUGGGCACCAAGAACCUGUAAGGCUCUUUCUUUAUGGGGUGGGGAAGGAUAUGAUGAGAGCCUGGGCCGAGAACCAAUCUCAGAGUAUUCCUGGCCCAGCGUUAGCGGCUGGAAGGUGGACAGGAUGCUGGGUAAAUCAUCUGCUAGCCGCCAUCCCAGGCUGGCCCUGUCUGGGUCUGUCUUCUCGUCCGUCAAAGGAGGAAAUACUGGCUUAGAUUCAUGAACUCUCCCAAUCCUGUGCAUACAUGCUUUGCUCAUAUACGUUUUUGGGGGUCCCAGUAUCUUUAGUGCAGUGAGGUGGGCCAGCUACACCCAAGGCUGACAGAGCCCAGAAAGGAUAGGCCAUCGGGGGCUCCCUGUUCAGAGUCCCUCUCCAGUUGGCUCCCGACCCUUACGAUGGGGCAUUCACCUUCUAACCUGGAUCUUCUCUGUGCUUUGUACUGCCGUGUGUCUACUGCUGAGGUGACCUCCUGCUCUUUCCCCACGCUGUGUUUAAGGGCACAGGAACUCGUUUGUUACACAAUACCCAGAUUUUCUUUCCUGAAGGGGAAGUGUACCAGGCUUAGGAGUUGGGGGUGGGGUGGGCAGAGAUUCUCAACUGCUGGUCUCUGCCUGGGAGAAAGGAUGAUCCUGUCCCCACCUCAGCACCUGUCAUGGUCCCUUGACCUAUUCCGUGGUGUACAAGGUGGAGCAGGAAGUCUAAGAGUUGAGUCCUGUCUAGGAGUCAAGUCCUGAUCAGCCAGUUGCUGUGUGGUCAAGACUGUUUAUCUUGUCUGGGGAGGGAGCUAAGUUCUGUUGGACACCUACUCAAGAUCUGUUCCACAUUCAGCUACUAGCCGAAAGGUGGAGCCCUAGUGGUGCAAUGGUUAAGAGCUAGGCUGCUAACCAAAAAGUCAUCAGUUUGAAUCCACCAGCCACUCCUUGGAAACCCUAUGGGGCAGUUCUACUCUGCCCUGUAGGGUUGCUAUGGGUUGGAAUUGACUGGGCAGCAAUGGGUUUGGCUUUUUUAGCUGAAAGUUGUUGAAAAAAUACAUUUCUAAUGAAUAAGUCAUUCGUCUUGCAAAAUUUUAUCAUCCUGUCUCUGGCAUAACUUCUAUUACCAAAGGCCAUAUUUUCUAACUACAGAUCCUCCUUCAUUGCCAACUUUUGCAUUCCAAUCACCAGUAAUUAUCAGUGCAUCUUGAUGACAUGUUUGAUCAAUUCUGGACUACAGAAGUUGGUAAAAAUCUUCAGUUUCUUCAUCUUUAGUGUUUGGAGCCACAGUCAAAUUCCAUGGAAGCAGCAGUCAAGAAAUAACUGAGGGACCGAAUUACUGGGCUGAGGGCUGUGGGGACCAUGGUCUCAAGGAACAUCUAGCUCAACCGACAUAGUUUAUAAAGAAAAUGUUCUACAUUUCUACUUUUGUGAGUAGCGUCUGGGGUCUUAAAAGCUUGUGAGCAGCCAUCUAAGAUACUCCACUGGUCCCACCCUGUCUGGAGUAAGGGAGAAUGAAGAAAACCAAAGACACAAGGGAAAGAUUAGUCCAAGGGACUAUUGGAUCACAACUACCACAGCUUCCACCAGACUGAGUCCAGCACAACUAGCUGGUGCCCAGCUACCACCUCUGACCGCUCUGACAGGGAUCAUAAUAGAGAGUCCCAGAGAGAUCUGGAGAAAAAUGCAGAGCAAGAUUCUAAGUCCCAAAAAAAGACCAGACUUACUGGCCUGACAGAGACUGGAGAAACCCUGAGAGUAUGGCCCCCGGCAUGCUUUUAGCUCAGUAAUGAAGUCACUCCUGAGGUUCAUCUUUCCGCCAAAGAUUAGACAAGGCCCAUAAGACAAAACGAGACUAAAGGGACACACCAGCCCAGGGGCAAGGACCAGAGGCAGGAAGGGACAGGAAAGCUGGUAAUAGGGAACCCAAGGUCAAGAAAAGGAGAGCAUUGACAUGUUGUCGGGUUGGUAACCAGUGUCACAAAACAAUAUGUGUACUAUUUGUUUAAUAAGAAGCUAGUUUGCUCUGUAAGCCAUCUAAAGUACAAUAAAAAAUAGAAAUUAUAAAAAAAAAUGACGUUUUACAUCGGGCAAAUCUGUUUCAAAAGACCUUUUUAGAGUGUUUAAAAGCAAAGACGUCACCUAGAGGACUAAGGUGCAUGUGACCCAACCCAUGGUGUUUUCAGUCAGUUCAUAUGCAUGUAAAAGCUGGACAGUGAAGGAAAACUGAAGAAGAAUUGAUGCCUUUGAAUUAUGGUGUUGGUGAAGAAUACUGACUAUACCAUGGGCUGCCAGAAGAAUGAACAAAUCUGUCUUGGAAGAAGUACAGCCAGAGUGCUCCUUGGAAGCAAGAAUGGCAAGACUUCCUCUCACUUUGGACAUAUUAUCAGGAGGGACCAGUUCCUGGAAAAGGACAUCAUGCUUGGGAAAGUGGAAGGCCAGUGAAAAAAGAGGAAGAUCCUCAGCAAGAUGAAUGGACACAGUGGCUGCAAUAAUGGGCUCAAACAUAACAGUUGUGAGGAUGGCACAGGACCGGGCAGUGUUGUAUAUAGGGGAAGCUAUGAGUCAGAACCAACUUGACGGCACCUGACAACAGCCGAAAGGUUGGCAGUUCAAACCCAAACAGAAGUGCCUCAGAAGAUAGGCCUGGCAAUCUGCUUCUGAAACAUAGCCUUGAAAACUCUACAGAGCAGUUCUCUGCACACGUGGGAUCGCCAUGGACUCCACCUCAAUUAACAGCAAUAUUUAGCCACUCUGUGUGAAGCAGGAAUUUUAUCUCCAUUUUUGACAGGAAAUGGGCUCAGAGAGAGGAAGUGACUUCCAUGAAGAAUGAAGAAGUGUUGAUGGAGAGCAUCUCUCCCCUAGUGACUCCUGUCAUAAAAGGAGGACAGCAGUUGCAGUGGGGAGGGAGGAGGAGCUUGCAUUCCCUUGUCACCUAUCCAGGCACCCUUCUGUCCUUUCCCUCAAACUGGGAGGCUCUCUUGCCCUUGGUACGGAGUGGGUUUUGUUUUUACCAUCUUCCAAGAUUUGGGGCUCUUCUCUACUUGGGGUUUACUGCCCUUCGGGUUGGGGUUGUUGCUUAUCCUCGCCUCUCCUGGGCUCUCCGCUACUUGCCAAAUUCUAGAACCCGUCUCUCUUCCUCAAGCCCUGGGGCUUGUCUCUCUGCCUGACAAGCAUAAGCCCCGCCUCUUUAUUGGACCAGUUUCAGGCUCCUCCCCCUGCUUCAGCUCCACAACACGGGCCUGAACCCUACCUCAGCGCCCCCAACUCUCCACCCUUCUUGUGGCCUCCACCCUUUCAGCGCUGGGUGGGCCUUUUUCUCUAGCACUUUCCAGCCCGAAGUAAGAAAGCUUUACUUUGAGGGCAAGGGAACCCCCGUGCCUGCACAGGAGUGCCAAAACGUUGAUGGCAGGAACCCUUGAAGCAGCGCCGGGACGUGGAGCCGCCAGAGCUUCCCUUAGCGCAUGCGCCAGGGAGCUUGCCUGGGCUUGCCAAUAGAUCGACCCUCGAGGCCAGAAGUGGGUCAGACCCAGGCCGUGAGGAGAGCCUACGGAGAUCAAAGAGCGUGAAAAGUCUGGAAACAGGAUUCUGUGGGGCAGGGUGUGGACGGGCCACAGCUAAGGGAGAUACGGGCCUGUGGGAGCUCAGAGGAAGGAGGGCCAGGGCAUCAAACAGGAGAGGAGCCAGGGGCUGGCUCUUGAAGUAUGAGUAGGAUGACAGGGCAUUCCAGGCAGAGAACAGCCCUUGUGAAAGCCUCAGGGAACAUUCCAGAAUGGGAUCUAGAGAGAUGGAGAAAGUUAAGUGGCAAUGCAGAGCCAGCCAUCCCCUAUCAGCAAUCAUCUGCUACUACCCACUGCUUCUUCAUAGGGAGCUGGGGGCGGGGGUGACAGACCCAAGCCCUGACAAUUACAGUACAAGAUAAUGUGUUGAAACUGAGGGCGGUCCUGGUGUGUAGGGUGUGGCGGCAAACAUUCCUCGAGGCCUCCUGUGUGCUAGGUGCUGAGCCGGGCUCUGUGAGAUGACCCCAGCCAGGGUACUGCCCCCUGGAAAACCCCUGUUCUGGUGGGUGAGCCAGACUGGGACACAGGGGUCACAGCCUAGAGUGGUCAGAGCCUUGACUACACAAGGGGCAGAGGCUGGAGGAGCCCAGAGGACACUGGGUAGAGGGACCCAGGAAGGCUUCAUGGAUUGGGAAGCUCCCUUCUCAUUCUGUUAAAAAAUACCACCACCACCAUCACCAAGAUACAUUUUAUUUGUGAAAUAUAACAUUCAGCAAAGUACGUGAAACAUAAAUGUACAGUCGAUAAGUUGGAAAACACUUGUGCCACCCACAUAAAUACAUGACAGCACCCCAGAAGCCACCCACUCACUUUUCUGUCAUGAGACUCCUUACUGAUCACAACCCCCCUGUUUCCCUAACUGGGACCAUUAUCCUGACUUUUACAGUAAUUAUGGCCAUUCCUUUUUCUUUAACUUUCUAGUUUUACAUCAACUCAUUGUAAAAAUGGCACGAGGGAGUGUCUGACCUCCUCUAACUUCACAAGGGGGAAGGAGAGUCAAGAUUAAGAGCCCAAGCCUGAUUCCUUUGAGUCGGAGGUCAGAUAUGCCUCCUCUCUCCACCAUCUGUACCAAUUCUGAUACCAACCAUCCCUCCCACGGCUCUCUGUACUUCUCUGCUGGGUUCUAUAAUCCAUUGCAAUGGCUACACAGAACUCACAGACCAUACUCAUGAUUAUGGGGUUUAUUAGGGAAGUAACAGGUUACAAUUCAGGCUCAGGAACACUCAAGGAUAUAGUUCUCCCAUCAGGACAGCCUCUUCCCAGCCAUGCUUGCAGGCACACCUCUCCCUGGCCCUCAGUCUCUGCCCAAAGGCACUCAGCUUUCUCGCUGCACAGGCCAGGAAGCCCACUGCACUGUCUCCUGCGGGUCUCUCCUUCCUUGGCAGUGGUGGACUCUUCUCUUUCCUAUCUCUGGAAUGGUUCAUUUCAAGCCCAGAGGGAUGGCAAAACUGACCAAUCCCUUUGGUGGGCCACAAUUACCAUACCUGCAGUCCCACUCACUCACUUGGGUGGAAGUUACGAGACCAUGGCUAGAAAGACCACAAAAAAGUCAUCCAUCCCACCACACUGAUGUAGUUAAUUUUCUCUCUGUUUGAACUUGGCAUAAACGGAAUCAUACAGUAUGUUUUCUGUUGUGUCUGGUUUCUUUUGCUCAACAUGGUGUUGGUGAGAUUGUUCCAUGGUGCACUUAUCUGUAGUUGACUCCUUCUUUAUUGUUGUAUAGUAUUCCUUUAUAGGGUUGCUCUGAGUUGAAAUCGACUU